AUCUCUUUUGCUUGCGGAGCUUGAGAAGGAAGAGAAAGAAAAGGACUGGUAUUAUGCCCAGCUUCAGAACUUGACUAAAAGGAUUGAUAGUCUCCCUCUUACUGAAAAUUUCUCCUUGCAAACAGAUAUGACCAGAAGGCAGUUGGAGUAUGAGGCAAGGCAAAUCAGAGCUGCAAUGGAAGAACAGCUAGGUACUUGUCAGGACAUGGAGAAACGAGCACAGGCAAGGGUUGCAAGAAUUCAACAAAUAGAGAAGGACAUUCUUCGUAUACGACAGCUCCUGCAAUCACAAGCAGCUGAAGCAGAGAGAGCAUCUCAAAGCAAGCAUGAUGCUGGUUCACAUGAUACAGAGAGGCAGAAUGAAGGUCAAGGAGCAGCAGAAAUCAGCAUGGCAACUAGCAGUACUGGUCAGAGUUCUGCUACUCGAAUGGACCACGAGACAGCCAGUGUUAUGAGCUCUAGUAACUAUUCUGUUCCUCGCAGACUGACAAGUCAUCUGGGUACCAAGGUGGAAAUGGUGUAUUCAUUGUUAUCAAUGCUUGGUACUCACGAUAAAGAUGACAUGUCAAGAACAUUGCUAGCAAUGUCUAGCUCCCAAGACAGCUGCAUAGCCAUGCGUCAGUCUGGAUGUCUUCCUCUCCUCAUCCAGCUUUUACAUGGCAACGAUAAAGACUCUGUCUUGUUAGGAAACUCUCGUGGUAGUAAAGAGGCCCGUGCCAGAGCCAGCGCAGCACUGCAUAACAUCAUUCACUCCCAGCCUGAUGAUAAACGAGGCAGACGGGAAAUCCGCGUGCUCCAUCUUUUGGAGCAGAUCCGUGCUUACUGUGAGGCAUGUUGGGAAUGGCAGGAAGCACAUGAACAAGGCAUGGACCAAGACAAAAACCCAAUGCCUGCUCCAGUGGAUCAUCAAAUCUGUCCUGCAGUGUGUGUUUUGAUGAAACUUUCAUUUGAUGAAGAACACAGGCAUGCGAUGAAUGAGCUUGGAGGUUUGCAGGCCAUUGCUGAACUGUUGCAAGUGGAUUGUGAAAUGUAUGGACUUACAAAUGAUCACUAUAGUGUUACGUUGAGGAGGUAUGCUGGAAUGGCCCUAACAAACCUGACUUUUGGAGAUGUGGCAAACAAGGCUACGUUAUGUUCUAUGAAGGGCUGCAUGAGAGCUCUCGUAGCCCAACUGAAAUCUGAAAGUGAAGACUUACAGCAGGUCAUUGCAAGUGUGUUGAGGAACUUGUCAUGGCGAGCAGAUGUAAACAGUAAAAAGACACUAAGAGAAGUUGGAAGUGUGAAAGCAUUGAUGGAAUGUGCUUUAGAAGUUAAGAAGGAGUCCACCCUAAAAAGUGUUCUGAGUGCCUUAUGGAAUUUAUCAGCACACUGUACUGAGAACAAAGCUGAUAUAUGUGCUGUUGAUGGUGCUCUUGCAUUUCUAGUCGGCACACUGACAUACCGGAGCCAAACAAACACUUUAGCCAUCAUAGAAAGUGGAGGAGGAAUAUUAAGAAAUGUUUCUAGCUUAAUUGCUACUAAUGAGGACCACAGGCAAAUCCUGCGGGAGAACAGCUGCUUACAGACCCUGUUACAACACUUGAAGUCACACAGUUUGACAAUAGUCAGCAAUGCAUGUGGCACCCUGUGGAACCUUUCUGCACGAAAUGCAAAGGAUCAGGAGGCACUGUGGGACAUGGGAGCAGUCAGCAUGCUGAAGAAUCUCAUUCACUCAAAACACAAAAUGAUAGCCAUGGGUAGUGCUGCAGCUCUAAGAAACCUCAUGGCGAAUAGGCCAGCAAAAUACAAGGAUGCCAACAUUAUGUCUCCAGGAUCAAGCUUGCCGUCUCUUCAUGUCAGAAAACAAAAGGCACUGGAAGCAGAAUUAGAUGCUCAGCAUUUAUCAGAGACUUUUGACAACAUUGAUAAUUUAAGCCCAAAAGCAUCUCACCGUAGUAAGCAGAGACAUAAGCAAAAUAUAUACAGUGAGUAUGUCUUAGACUCCAGUCGGCAUGAUGAUGGUAUAUGCAGAUCAGAGAGUUUUAAUACUGGUAAUAUGACUGUACUUUCACCAUAUUUAAAUGCAACAGUAUUGCCUGGCUCCUCCUCUUCCAGUAGAGGGAACAUAGAAAAUUCUCGAUCUGAAAAAGACAGAAGUCUUGACAGGGAUCGAGCAGUAGGUUUAAGUCCCUAUCAUCUAGAGAAUACUGGUAACUCCUCCAAGAGAAUGGGAAUGCAUUCUACUGCUUCAGCUCAGAUUGCCAAAGUUACGGAAGAAGUAACAAGCAUGCAUAUUCCACAAGAAGACAGAAGCUCUGGUUCCACUUCCGAAAUGCACUGUUUGACAGAAGACAGAAAUGCCUCAAGGAGAUCAACCACUGCCCAUACUCACUCAAAUGCAUAUUUUCCUAAAUCUGAGAAUUCAAACAGGACAUGUCCUGUGCCUUAUACAAAAAUGGAAUACAAGAGAGCUUCAAAUGAUAGUUUAAAUAGCGUCAGCAGCAGUGAUGGCUAUGGUAAAAGAGGCCAAAUGAAACCUUCCAUUGAAUCUUACUCCGAAGAUGAUGAAAGUAAAUUUUGUAGUUAUGGUCAGUAUCCAGCUGACUUGGCACAUAAGAUUCAUAGUGCAAAUCAUAUGGAUGACAAUGACGGAGAGCUAGAUACUCCUAUUAAUUAUAGUCUUAAAUACUCAGAUGAACAGUUAAAUUCUGGAAGGCAAAGUCCCUCUCAGAAUGAAAGAUGGGCAAGGCCUAAGCAUAUAAUAGAUGAUGAAAUGAAACAAAAUGAACAAAGGCAGGCAAGGAGCCAAAAUGCAACCUACCCUGUCUACACUGAAAGUGGAGAUGAUAAACACAUGAAGUAUCAGUCACCUUUUGGACAGCAAGAGUGCAUUUCUACCUUUAGAUCAAGAGGAUCCAAUGGUUCAGAUCAGAAUAGAGUAGGCUCAACUCUUGGAAUGAAUCAGAAAGUAAACCAGUCCUUGUGCCAGGUUGAUGAUUAUGAUGAUGACAAGCCAACCAACUAUAGUGAGCGUUAUUCUGAGGAGGAACAACAUGAAGAGGAAGAUAGACCAACUAAUUACAGCAUAAAGUACAGCGAAGAGGAACAUCAUGUCGAUCAGCCUAUAGAUUAUAGUUUAAAAUAUUCAACAGAA
Mesitornis unicolor (brown roatelo) is the source of this 3133-nucleotide messenger RNA. Its product is annotated as adenomatous polyposis coli protein-like. The annotation marks the transcript as partial. Gene Ontology annotation, cellular component: cytoplasmic microtubule; beta-catenin destruction complex; catenin complex. Gene Ontology annotation, molecular function: gamma-catenin binding; beta-catenin binding; microtubule binding. The record is from RefSeq and is a predicted model, not a curated record. The transcript is spliced from 12 exons. Lineage: Eukaryota; Metazoa; Chordata; Aves; Mesitornithiformes; Mesitornithidae. Gene Ontology annotation, biological process: nervous system development; negative regulation of microtubule depolymerization; regulation of cell differentiation.